Molecule: messenger RNA, 566 nt
Organism: Symbiodinium necroappetens
Lineage: Eukaryota; Dinophyceae; Suessiales; Symbiodiniaceae
Source: the annotation of a GenBank genome assembly
UCGUGCGCCAGAUCUCGGGCAAGGAUGUGAAAGGGGAGAUCUUGGAGUGGAAGGAGGGCAAGAUCAUCUUCAAUCCUCACCGUUGGCACGCUACGGAGGCCUGGGAGGGGACGCGUCUUGUUCUGGCUGGGUACACGAUUGCAGGACUGGAUGGUUUGAGCCGCAGCAACAAAGGGGUACUAGUGGACCGCGGCUUCAUCGAGCUACGCACCAAGCUGGAGGAGAUACUUGUCGAGCACGCCGGGGGUGAUCAGAAGCUGGACAGGAUCCCUUUCGAGAUGGCGGCGAAGGGCGAGGCUGGAUGCGGCUUGGUGAAGUGGAAGCUGGAGAUGGGGCCCCUGGACGUUGCACAGUCUUGGAAGGCGAACUACGAAUCGGCCGAAGAAAAUCUUGACUUCGUGAGAGAGCACUUCGAGACUGAGGUCGCGGAGGGCUUGAUGAUCAAGAUGAGAGAGGCCGACUUCUGGGCCGAGUACGGGGACGAGGCGGCGAUUUCGGCCAUCGCGGUGAUAGUUGAGGAAGGGCCGCCGGCUAAGAGGAGGGUGGUGCAUGAUGCCUCGCAUGAC